Arabis nemorensis is the source of this 810-nucleotide messenger RNA. Lineage: Eukaryota; Viridiplantae; Streptophyta; Magnoliopsida; Brassicales; Brassicaceae. The record is from the annotation of a GenBank genome assembly.
AUGGGAAGGCCUUUGUUUUAUGAUAUCAUCGAGAAACCUGCAACUACCUGCAUCGUGACGAUAUGUAGUUUAAUUUGGUUUGUGAUUCAGAAGAAGAGUAUUGGUUACUCUCAAGUUGGAUUGAGUUACGAGACUGCGAUUGAAGGGCAUUACUGGAGGAUGAUUACUUCUGCUUUCUCACAUAUUAGUGUAUUGCAUCUUGUGUUCAACAUGAGUGCUUUAUGGAGUCUUGGUGUUGUUGAACAGUUGGGGCAUUUAGGUCUUGGAACUGCUUAUUAUCUUCAUUACACUCUUGUUCUUGUUGUGUUCUCUGGUGUUUUGGUUAUUGGGAUUUACCAUUUGCUCAUUGGUAGAUUCAAGAUUGAUUAUUUCAGGAGAGUUACAGCUGUUGGGUACUCUUGUGUUGUGUUUGGUUGGAUGACGAUUCUCUCUGUGAAGCAACCUUCUUCAAAGCUUGAUCUUUUUGGGCUUUUGUCACUUCCCAUUAGCUUUGCGCCUUUCGAGUCACUCAUUUUCACUUCGAUCAUUGUUCCACAAGCUAGUUUUCUUGGACAUUUGUCGGGAAUCCUGGUUGGUUACGCUAUAUCAUGGGGUCUGAUUGGUGGUAUGAACAACUACUGGGCGCUUACUAUCCUUGGUUGGAUCGUAGUGGUGUUUGUUUUUAGUUUGAAGAAGUCCGGUGCUUAUGAUUUCAGUUUUCUCGAGAUUGAAUCACUUACUGAUGCUUCUUUACCCUCAGUGCGGUUUAUUGGAAAUGGCCGGACCUUGCAAGCCAGUGCCGUUCCUCUUAGUGGAGUGGAAGUUGUCUGA